AUGACCGACAGCCAGCAGGAUGAAAGGGUGGUGAACCUCACCCAAGAAGAGUUUGAAAAGUUGGUGAAAGAGAACAAGGGAGGACUCACCCCAAUGACACCAGAACAAUUGAAAGAACAUAAGUCCUUGAAAAGAAAUGCAUUUUGGAAAGAUAGUGUAUGUGUAUUAUCGAUGAUUGCAUCAUUUGGUAUGAUUGCGUACUAUUGGUAUUAUAUCAUUCAACAAAUGAAUGGUGAUAUUCCCUUGGAGUACUAUCAAUUGGCUAUAUAUUUUAUAAGCUUUGUCGGACUUGUAUUCACCCUCGGAAAUAUCUUUAUAAAUAUUACAUUUCCCUUUUUGUAUUCAAAAGAGCUAAAAGAUGAUGGAGUCAUGUCAGGAAAGAAGAAACAAUAA
Molecule: messenger RNA, 393 nt
Organism: Hyphopichia burtonii NRRL Y-1933
Lineage: Eukaryota; Fungi; Ascomycota; Pichiomycetes; Serinales; Debaryomycetaceae
Exons: 1
Coding region: 1-393 (130 amino acids)
Source: RefSeq, a predicted model, not a curated record